AUGCAAAGCCUGGAGCCUGGCCAUGGCAGGUGUGAUGUCUUAGCUUUGCAAGUGUACAUCUUCUACGCGAUCGCAUUACAGCGUAACAACAGAUUCAUCUGCGGAGGAUCGCUCAUCUCUGCCACUUGGAUUGUUACUGCUGCCCAUUGUGUAGCAAGCAGCAGUAACCCUGCUAGCUACAAAGUAGUUGUGGGAGAUCACAAUCGGAAUGCUAACGAAGGAACAGAGGAGUCAGUUGGCGCCAAGCGAGUAAUUUCUCACCCUCAAUACAAUCGUCCUGGUAGACUGAACAAUGACAUCGCCCUGAUUGAACUCGCUGCGCCUGUGAAACUCUCUGCCAGGGUGAACCCCGUGUGCCUACCGUCUAGCGACUCAAAUGUACCCACAGGAUCAAAAUGUUACAUUACAGGUUGGGGAAAGAUUAAACAUCCGGGAAGUUCUCAUCCUAUUUUACAGCAAGCCAUGAUGCCGCCCAUCGAUCCAGCGAAAUGUCGGCAGAGGAUUCAAGCGAGUGGAGUCUCAAUAUCGUUAACUCCGCAAAUGUUGUGCGCGGGCGUGGACAAUACCAUUUUAAGUGGUUGCCAUGGUGACAGCGGAGGACCGUAUGUGUGCUUGAAUGCGGACGGGAAGACAUACACUUUACAUGGUGCAGUAAGCUGGGGUUCCUCCAGAUGCGAUGCUAAACAGCUUUUUACUGUGUUUGCUCGAGUGACGCAGUACCGAGCGUGGAUCAAACAGCACACUGGGUUAGGUGGAUGA
Pocillopora verrucosa is the source of this 759-nucleotide messenger RNA. NCBI's taxonomy places the organism in Eukaryota, Metazoa, Cnidaria, Anthozoa, Scleractinia, Pocilloporidae. The record is from RefSeq and is a predicted model, not a curated record.